AGCUACUACACAAGCCCUAACCCACGUGACCCACACACAUAUAUUUAGCUUUCACUAGCUACUAGUUAGACAACAACAACCAACCACGUUCAACCUCUCUCACAGGUUAUGAAGCCCUUGCACUUCUACGAAGCGUUAUAACCAUGCAAUAAUCAUACAAUAAGCUUUUCAAAUAGCUGCUUCUUUCAUUCAAAUACCUCAUAUCAAAUGCCUGUCAAUACUAGAUCGAUCAACCGCGAAGAGAUCUCAGAGAAUCAGAUAGCUGGAUCCUUUCCAACAUCAAUAACCGCGCGAAGACAACAAGAAUAAUCAAGCCCAAGAUAAUCCUCCAGAACGCGAAGAUAUGACAGACUGCAAUGAAGCCGCCAUUCUGAGACAGCAUAUUGCUCAGUUGAAUGACAAGAACACAAAAAAAAUCCUGAUAAUGAUGCCCAAUAACAAUGCCAAUAACAAUACCAAUAUCAAAAAUACUGUGGAUCCGGAGCGAUAUCAUGGAUAUAACCAUAACCCGUGGUGUCAACGAUGUCACGGACAUAAUCAUAACCAUAACCGCCAAUAUCGACGCCAAAACGAUGGAAAUACCGAUAUGAUGCCAGGCCACAGUGCCUAUAUGAUGCCAGGCCACAGUGCCUAUAUGAUGCCAGGCCACAGUGCCUACGAUGCCAGGCCCCAGUGCCUAUAUGAUGCCAGGCCCCAGUGCCUACGAUGCCAGGCCCCAGUGCCUAUAUGA
Blastomyces gilchristii SLH14081 is the source of this 730-nucleotide messenger RNA. RefSeq lists its product as uncharacterized. Lineage: Eukaryota; Fungi; Ascomycota; Eurotiomycetes; Onygenales; Ajellomycetaceae. The record is from RefSeq and is a predicted model, not a curated record. The coding region runs from base 344 to 730 and encodes 128 amino acids. The transcript is spliced from 2 exons.